This is a messenger RNA of Prunus armeniaca (apricot), 624 nucleotides long. The record is from the annotation of a GenBank genome assembly. NCBI's taxonomy places the organism in Eukaryota, Viridiplantae, Streptophyta, Magnoliopsida, Rosales, Rosaceae.
AUGCACUUUCCAGGUAUUUGUGAGCAUAUUAUGGAUAUUUCUUCCUUUCAUGAUCCUGCUGCAGGUGAUUUGUUACUUUGGGCGCCAUCCUCGUCUGGCGGCUUCUCUGCUAAGGAUGCUUAUGAAUUCACACGGCCUAAGUUUGUCGAGGCCUCAACUCAUGGAUCUGUGGCUUCUUAUGCUCGGAACUACUGUGUGGCUAUAAUUUGGGAUUUAAGGAAUAAGUUGCAGUUUGAGGAGAAGGUGCGUGAUAUGUGUAUUAUUCGUUCCAUUGGGGUGCACUAUCAUCCCCGCCCCAAUUCCAAAAUUGUUGAGGUUGCAUGGCAUACCCCUUGUUUUGGCUUUGUCAAAAUUAAAAUUGAUGGCGCUCACAAAAGAGACUCUGGUAAAGCAGGUAGUGGUGGUGUGUUUCGCAAUUAUCAGGGCCAUGUUCUUGGGGCAUUUUCAGCCAAUUUAGAUGUUCCUAAUGCAGUUCAUACUGAAGUUUUAGCGGUCAUUAAGGCUAUUGAGCUUGCUUGGCUCCAUGCUUGGCAUAAUAUUUGGAUUGAAACUGAUUCGUUGUUAGUUACUAAAUUCUUUCGCUCUCCACAUUUGGUCCCUUGGCGUCUACAAGUUGAUUGGUAA